CUGUGAGUCACAUCUGUAGAGGAAGUCCAGAGUCAAGACAAAAAACCCGCCUCUAACUCAAGCGUGGAAACAGUUGCAUUUAACACCGAGAGGAAACAGAGAAAGAGUGAGAGCUUGUACCAGUGUCGGCGUGAUGGCAGCGGUGUGAACUUUGUUUCCCUUUCCAGACGUGGGGAUGCAACUAUUCACAAUUAAUGGGGGAUCUUCAGUGCUUAAAACCAAGGCCUCCAGAUCCAGCAGAGGGCAGCGUUUCAUAAACUGGGAUCAGGUUUUUCUGCCUCUGAAACACGGAAAAGGAGUCGCUGACACAAACAUGAAGCAGAUUCGCUCUGUGAGAGAGUAGUUUGGGUGUUUUUUACUUUCCAAACCUCCCUUGGACAGUAUUGCUCAUUCCUGUGUGCGUUACCAAAGUAGCGGAGCGUUGACAUACCACACACAGCCAGGUUGGUGCGUAAUUUUAUGUUUUAAACCGGUCAGUUUGGGGUUUUCUUAAAACCGAAAGUAAAGUGAAGCCAUGGCUGACAGCAUGGAUGAGGAAAUGCCGGAGGAGCCUUUGCCGCUGCAGCAGGACCUGACCUGCCCCGUGUGUCAGGGCAUCUUCCAGGACCCCGUGCUGCUGCCGUGCACCCACAGCUUCUGCCGGGAGUGUCUGCAGAGAAGUUUUCAGUUCAGCAAGAAGUGUCCCGUGUGCAGAGACGUGUUUGAGGAAGGGCAGUCCAUCUCCAACCGCGCUCUCAGCAGCGCGUGCGAGACUUUCCUCAAGCAAUCGAACUCGCGGACAAACCGGAAACGGGCCUGCAACGAGGACACCUGUAAGCUGCACCUGAAGCCGCUGGAGCUGUACUGCGAGAAGGAUGAGGAGCCCGUGUGUGUGGACUGUGUCACUCUGCACAACACACACAGGCUGUGGUCACUGAGAGAGGGGGCACCGAUGUGUAAGAAAGAGCUGAGCUUCAAAGUCCAGAUUUUUGAAAAGAAAGUGGAGUCAUACAAGAAAAUGAGCCGUAAACUCAGCAACGCAGUGGAGUACAUCAAGUAUCAAGCUGGGCUGGCAGAGAGGCAAAUUAAGGCAGAGUUUGAGAGGCUCCACACGGCGCUUGUCACAGAGGAAGCUUUGCGUCUAAAAGCCCUCGCUUCAGAGGAGGAGCUGAAGAUUGCUGCCAUACAGGAGCUGAUCAACAACACAAACAAAGACAUUGAAGCCCUGAACAAGCUCAGCGAUACUCUGAAGAAAGAGAUGGGCAACGAGGAUCUACCUCUUCUGCGGAAUUUCCAGAAGUUAAAGAGAGAAGCCCAGUGGACUCGGGAAGAACCUUGUCUCCAUAACAACUCUCUUUUGAACAUGGGCAAACACGUUGGUGCUUUGAGUUUCAACAUCUGGAAGAACAUGCAGGCCCAAGUCAAAUAUAAUCCAGUGGUGUUGAACCCAAACACAGCCUCUCCGUGGCUGUCCAUUACUGCCGACCUUUCCAGUGUGAAGGAAAGCUCAGAGCGCCUGACCACCCCAGACAACCCAGAGCGCUUCGACCCCUGCGUCUUUGUCAUGGGUGCUGAAGGUUACACCUCCGGGAAGCACAAAUGGGAUGUCAUUGUUGGUGACAACCCCAAGUGGGUUGUGGGAGUUUGCAAAGAGUCUGUGCCCCGUAAAAAGAAGUUCACUGUCUCUACAAACCGUGGUGUGUGGUCUAUAGGACUGAGCAAAGGGGUGUACACCGUGUCAACACCUGAGCGUACGGAGCUCAAGGUGCAGCAGCGCCCCGAAAGGAUCCGCGUUAAGCUGAAUAUAGAUAAGGGAGAGGUGUCAUUCUGGGAUGGGGGAACAGCAAAGCAUCUUGUGACCUUAACACACAAGUUUGAUGAGAAGAUGUAUCCUAUUUUUGGUCCAGGGCUUCACACUGCACCCAUGAUUCUGGCUCCGGCAAAAAUAGCUGUACACACCUCAUGAUGGGUCAGUAUAAUGCAGAGGGAUUGUUUGUUAACCUAAAGCAGAAGGAUUGAAAAUAAUAAUAAUAAAAUAAGCCUUUUUUAAAUAACAGAUUAGCAUAACUACACUUCACACAGGGAUGGUUUACAAAUCAGUGUUGCAAAUAAAAUGUUAAAAUCUGCCAAUGAAAAGCAAUGAAGCAUGAAAUUGAGGAAGCUGAAAAAUAUAUAAAUGAGCAUGUUAACUGAGACAUAAAAUAUACUUGAGUUGGAUUAUUGAAGAAUAUAAAAGACAGUACAGGUUUCAAAAAAAAGACUGGAAUUUAUUUGACAUUAGUCAUUUAUGCCAAACCUGAAAGUCAGCCUCAUCAUUCCAAAUAAAUUUGGCUUAUUAAUCAAAAGUCCUGUACCUGCAUGAUACACAUUGCUGAAUAUCAACGCCGUACAGGAAAUUGGAAAAACUUAGAUGUGAGGAUUGUCUCAGGGUGAGAAGAGAAUAACAAAGACUGCAUUUUUUGGAUGUGCCUUAGCUGAAUAAAACUGGAUUGACCUGUCUUUUGUCCCUUUAUUGUGGAAAGACAGACCAGAAUAAAAAUUAAAAAGAGAUAUCAAAAUAAUUGGCAGCAUGGCUGAUGCUUGUGGCCAAUACUGAUGAAGUCUGGAGAGGUGAAUUAAACAGUCUCAGUCUUGAUUUAUCAUUGUGCUGCAGGAAAUCUGUGAUAUUAUGUGAGAGGUCAAUUAUGGAAAGUGUGUGAACAUAAUAGAAGUUGCUUGCUUCAGUUGGUUUGGGGGCUGUCACGGUAAUAGCUAUGUUAUCUUUACAUUUUGAAUCAUUUCUGUUCUAUUAGCAAUCAUUUGAAUGCAGUGUCUUUAUGUUUGGGAAAUGUGUUUUAAUAAUAGCACUUUUAUAUUUUUUAUUGAUUGUGCUUAAAUGUUAUGGUCUAAAAUAAUUGUAUUUGAUUGCUGUUCAGUGCACACUACACAGUGUUGGACUGGAAAUAGUUUUGCUCAGCAGGACACAUCUUAGGCAAUACUUUGAAGUUGGAUACACUACUACUAUUGCUCUGAUUCUGUAUAUGGUGUGCAAAAAUAUGAAGUUGCUAUCAUUGUGUGAACAAUUGUUCAAUAAAGAUACAUAUGGUUAUGAUCAAA
Molecule: messenger RNA, 3075 nt
Organism: Plectropomus leopardus (leopard coralgrouper)
Lineage: Eukaryota; Metazoa; Chordata; Actinopteri; Perciformes; Serranidae
Gene: trim35-28
Product: tripartite motif containing 35-28
Molecular function (GO): zinc ion binding; protein binding
Source: RefSeq, a predicted model, not a curated record